Peromyscus eremicus (cactus mouse) is the source of this 2181-nucleotide messenger RNA. RefSeq names its product potassium voltage-gated channel subfamily B member 2 (gene Kcnb2). The record is from RefSeq and is a predicted model, not a curated record. Gene Ontology annotation, biological process: potassium ion transmembrane transport. Bases 1 to 2181 code for a protein of 726 amino acids. Gene Ontology annotation, cellular component: voltage-gated potassium channel complex; membrane. NCBI's taxonomy places the organism in Eukaryota, Metazoa, Chordata, Mammalia, Rodentia, Cricetidae. Gene Ontology annotation, molecular function: delayed rectifier potassium channel activity. The transcript is spliced from 2 exons.
AUGGGGGGGACCCCUGAGGGCGUCCCACAAGUACAGAUCCUGGCCAUCGUGUCUAUCCUGUUCAUCGUACUCUCCACCAUCGCUCUGUCUCUCAACACACUUCCGGAGCUGCAGGAAAAUGAUGAAUUUGGGCAACCGAGCGACAACCGCAAGCUGGCACACGUAGAGGCUGUGUGCAUCGCUUGGUUUACCAUGGAGUACCUUUUACGAUUCCUGUCCUCACCGAACAAAUGGAAAUUCUUUAAAGGCCCACUGAACGUCAUUGACCUGCUGGCCAUCUUACCAUAUUAUGUCACCAUCUUUCUCACUGAGUCCAACAAAAGUGUGCUGCAGUUCCAGAACGUGAGACGCGUGGUCCAGAUCUUCCGAAUCAUGCGCAUCCUCAGGAUCCUGAAACUCGCCAGACACUCGACUGGCCUGCAGUCUCUGGGCUUCACCCUCAGACGAAGUUACAAUGAGUUGGGCUUACUAAUAUUAUUUCUGGCGAUGGGCAUAAUGAUAUUUUCCAGCUUGGUGUUUUUUGCUGAGAAAGAUGAAGAUGCUACCAAAUUCACCAGUAUCCCUGCAUCCUUUUGGUGGGCCACCAUCACCAUGACCACUGUGGGCUAUGGUGACAUUUACCCUAAAACACUGUUAGGGAAAAUUGUGGGUGGCCUCUGCUGUAUUGCAGGGGUCCUGGUUAUUGCCCUUCCUAUACCCAUCAUUGUGAACAAUUUCUCUGAGUUCUAUAAGGAGCAAAAACGCCAGGAGAAAGCUAUUAAAAGGAGAGAGGCUCUUGAAAGAGCCAAAAGGAAUGGCAGCAUUGUUUCUAUGAACUUAAAAGAUGCCUUUGCUCGAAGCAUGGAACUGAUAGAUGUGGCUGUGGAGAAGGCUGGAGAGUCAGCCAAUACCAAGGACUCCGUGGAUGAUAAUCACCUGUCUCCAAGCCGGUGGAAGUGGGCCAGGAAGGCUCUGUCGGAAACAAGCUCCAAUAAGUCUUACGAGAAUAAGUACCAGGAGGUUAGCCAGAAAGACUCCCACGAACAGCUGAACAACACUUCUUCCUCCAGCCCACAGCAUCUGAGUGCCCAGAAACUGGAGAUGCUCUACAACGAAAUCACCAAGACACAGCCUCAUUCCCACCCAACCCCGGACUGCCAAGAACAGCCCGAGAGGCCAUCUGCGUAUGAGGAGGAGAUCGAAAUGGAAGAGGUGGUCUGCCCACAGGAACAGCUGGCGGUGGCACAGACCGAGGUCAUCGUGGACAUGAAGAGCACCUCCAGCAUUGACAGCUUCACCAGCUGUGCCACUGACUUCACAGAGACCGAGAGAUCCCCCUUACCACCCCCCUCUGCCUCUCAUUUGCAGAUGAAGUUCCCCACUGACCUCCCAGGAACAGAAGAGCACCAAAGAGUCAGGGCACUUCCAUUUCUAACACUGAACAGAGAUAAGGGGCCUGCUGUCAGGGAGGCUACACUGGAUUAUGCCCCAAUUGAUAUAACUGUGAACCUCGACGCUGGGACUUCACAUGGUCCUUUGCAACCUGACAGUGCCGCUGACAGCCCUAAGAGCUCGCUGAAAGGGAGCAACCCCCUCAAGUCCAGAUCCCUCAAAGUGAACUUUCAGGAAAACAGAGGCAGUGCACCCCAGACCCCACCCAGCACAGCCAGGCCACUGCCAGUAACCACAGCUGACUUUCCACUCACCACCCCUCAGCACAUCAGUACCAUCCUUCUAGAAGAAGCCCUUCCCCAGGGAGAGAGACCCUUGCUGGGUGCUGAUGCUUCAGCAUACUGUCAGGGAUCUUCCAGAGGGCUCUCCCCUCGAUUUCCCAAGCAAAAACUGUUUCCUUUCUCUUCUAGAGAAAGAAGGAGCUUCACAGAAAUAGACACUGGAGAUGACGAAGACUUCUUGGACCUCCAAAGGUCAAGACCAGACAAGCAAGCAGACUCCAGCCCCAACUGCUUAUCAGAUAAGCCUGGAGAUGCCAGAGACCCUUUAAGAGAAGAGGGCUGUGCGAGCUCCUCCUCCCCUCAGAACACAGACCACAACUGUAGGCAAGACAUUUACCAGGCUGUGGGUGAAGCCAAAAAAGACAGUAGUCAAGAAGGGUACAAGAUGGAGAACCACUUGUUUGCCCCAGAAAUUCAUUCCAACCCAGGAGACACAGGUUACUGUCCCACUCGUGAGACCAGCAUGUGA